Molecule: messenger RNA, 1174 nt
Organism: Elgaria multicarinata webbii
Lineage: Eukaryota; Metazoa; Chordata; Lepidosauria; Squamata; Anguidae
Gene: MRPS35
Product: mitochondrial ribosomal protein S35
Exons: 8
Coding region: 1-1005 (334 amino acids)
Biological process (GO): mitochondrial translation
Cellular component (GO): mitochondrial small ribosomal subunit
Molecular function (GO): structural constituent of ribosome
Source: RefSeq, a predicted model, not a curated record
AUGGCGGCUGCCUGCAGGAGCGCCUCGGCCUUGGGCGCGUUGCUGGCGCGGCGGUUCCCUCGGCGAAGCCCGGACGCAGCUUACUCUUCGACCGCGCUGAGAGCGGACAACGGCCCAAGUAAAGGUGCAUCAGUGCGAAGGGGAAGGUCCUUGCCAAAUGAAAGAUUUCGGAGAGAGCCUGGAAUUCCCAGAACUGAGAAGAUGGAGGUUGAUCAGGACUGGACCAGUGUCUACCCAGCUGCAGCUGCUUUUAAACCUUCUGCUGUGCCCCUUCCUAUUCGGAUGGGCUACCCAGUAAAAAGAGGUGUACCUCCGGUAAAAGAAGGCAACCUGGAACUUUUAAAGAUCCCCAAUUUCUUGCAUUUGACACCAGUUGCCAUCAAGAAGCACUGUGCUGCUCUUAAAGAGUUCUGCACAGAGUGGCCGGCUAUCCUGGAUGAAGAUGAGAACUGUAUGCAGCAUUUUCCCAUUGAAGUUGACACAGUAGACUACGUUUCAGCAGGCCCAUCUGUUCGUAAUCCUAAAGCGAGAGUAGUGACCCUAAGAGUUAAGCUAUCAAGCCUCAACUUGGAUGACCAUGCAAAGAAGAAACUCAUUAAACUUGUAGGAGAGAGGUACUGCAAGGGCACAGAUAUCCUUACCAUUACAACAGACAGGUGUCCUUUAAGGAGACAAAAUUAUGACUAUGGGGUGUACCUUUUGACAGUUUUGUUCCAUGAAUCAUGGAAAACAGAACAGUGGGAAAAAGAAAAGACUGAGGCUGACAUGGAGGAAUACCUCUGGGAGAACAGCACCUCUGAGAAGAAUGCUUUGGACACGCUGCUUCGAAUAAGAGCAGCUGAAAAUGCUAAAGAAGCCAGCAGAGAGGAACUUCUUGCCUCAGAGAUAAUCCUGGACUACAGAAAGUCAGUGGUUGCACUGAAAAAUGAAGGGGAAACAGAGAAGAACCUUUCUGAGUAUAAGAACUCUGUCAAGAGACUACUGAAAAUGAAUAGCUUGUACUGAGAAGAACUCUUCAUGCAUAGCUACAUCUGUACAUAAUAAAAUUCACAAUGGUAUUCUGUUUAAAGCUGAAAUGACAACCUUUCUGCUUUCAGUUUUUUAUACAAAUUAGUUUGCUAUUCCAGCAACCUGCAUUCCCUUCAAAUAAAAAUACAUUGUCUCAGAAAACCUA